UCUCCCGCGAAAACAUGUUCGUCGCGCCGUUGGCCAUUCCGCCCCGUGGAAGUGAGUCUCCCGCCGAGAGUCUGAGCUGGUAUCGAAAAACAUGGAUCGCCAUCUUUCAGUACCCGGCCGUCGCGCUGCUGGCAUCCCUCGUAACCGACAUCACCCAAGCAGCCGGGGUCUACUGCAUGGAAAGCAGCAAGCCCUACUUUGCACAUUUAUGGAUCACGAUCUUCCUCAACCUGUCCCUCGUAUCGGCCGUGUUUUCGGUGCUCAAGUUUUACAAGAGCUUCAAGGUCCAGUUGAAGAACCACCAGCCUCUCGCCAAGCUGCUAGCCUUCAAGCUGAUUGUCGGCUUGUCAUUCCUCGAACGGAUCAUUUUCUUCGCGCUCGGAGCGACAGACGUCCUUAAGCCGAACGCACAGCUCACCUACGCGGACGUGAACAUUGGCAUCCCGACGAUGGUGAUCUGCAUCCAGAUGGUGCCCUUUGCCCUGUUCUUCCACUACGCGUACUCCGUCCGGCCGUAUGUCAUCCACAAGACGUUGCCGACGAUUGAGGCGAGCUCGAAUCCGGCGUAUGAGGCGGUGACGGAGCUGCGGUAUCGUGGGGGACCGCUGGGGGUCCGGGCUUGGGUGGCGAUGCUGGAUGUGAGGGAGAUCGCGGGUGCAAUUCGGUUUGCGUUGUCGAUGGUUCUUGGGGGUAAAGGAGUGGUGAGAGGGGAAGAGAUGGACAAGCUUGGAGAGCGGUGAUUUCUUUCCCUUAGGGGCGGGUUGGUUAUAUGCUUAGAUGGAACUGUGUCGAAAUGUGGGAUUCGGAUUCAUUUGAUUUGUGUUAUCGUUGGUUGGUAAGGCGUCGAUAGCGUUUGGGUAAAGUUUCGGCUCUUUUCGAGUGGAUUACAUCACUGCCUGAGGGCUGGAUCCUGUCUACGAUGUACAUGCAUGAUGACUCGCUCGUAGCACAAAAGAGA
Molecule: messenger RNA, 958 nt
Organism: Aspergillus uvarum CBS 121591
Lineage: Eukaryota; Fungi; Ascomycota; Eurotiomycetes; Eurotiales; Aspergillaceae
Product: OSTA/TMEM184 family protein
Exons: 4
Coding region: 15-740 (241 amino acids)
Biological process (GO): transport
Molecular function (GO): transporter activity
Source: RefSeq, a predicted model, not a curated record